Messenger RNA from Recurvomyces mirabilis, 1305 nucleotides. RefSeq lists its product as uncharacterized. The transcript has 3 exons. Bases 1 to 1305 code for a protein of 434 amino acids. Gene Ontology annotation, cellular component: cytoplasm. Gene Ontology annotation, molecular function: GTP binding; ATP hydrolysis activity. Lineage: Eukaryota; Fungi; Ascomycota; Dothideomycetes; Mycosphaerellales; Teratosphaeriaceae. The record is from RefSeq and is a predicted model, not a curated record.
AUGCCCCGUGACCCUCUCAUCGCCCUCGUCGGCAAGCCCUCCUCAGGCAAAUCAACCACCCUAAACAGCCUAACCGACACGACCGCAAAAGUAGGCAACUUCCCCUUCACAACCAUAGACCCCAACCGCGCAAUCGGCUAUCUCCACAUCCCCUGCGCCUGCUCCCGCCCCACCCUCCCAAACAACACCCCACCAUCACCAGACCUCCCCCCACCCCUCCAAACCCGCUGCAAACCCAACCACGGGGCCUGCCAAAAAGGAAUCCGCAGCGUCCCGAUUGAACUCCUCGACGUCGCCGGUCUCGUCCCAGGCGCGCACGCUGGGAAAGGAUUGGGGAAUAAAUUCCUCGACGACCUCCGACAUGCCGACGCACUUAUCCACGUCGUAGACGUCUCCGGAACUACAGAUGCCGAGGGCAAAGCGACACGGGGCUACGACCCAAGCGCAGAUAUAGCCUGGCUGCGCGACGAGAUAGUCCGAUGGGUUCUAGGCAACUUGAUGCAGAAAUGGGGCGGGUUGAAGCGAAGACAUACCGCCAUCAAAGCCACCGCAGUAGAAACGCUGCAGGGUCAAUUCUCGGGAUACGGAGCGACCGCCGCUGUGGUGGCGAAGACCUUGGAUAAACUUGCUCUGAAACAACCAUUGCAGGAAUGGGACGACGAGACGAUCGAGAAGGUGGUCAAUACCUUCGUGGACGUCAAAUUCCCCACCGUCCUCGCCCUCAACAAAAUCGACCACGCGGACGCGGACAAGAAUGUUUCGAAAAUCGCCCGCGCGGAGGCGGCCGAGAGGAUCGUGUUAUGUUCUGCGAUAUCGGAGGUUUUUUUGCGGCGGCUGGUGAAGCAGGGGUUUGUGCGGUAUGUGCCUGGGGAAGAAUAUGUCGAUACGAGGGAGGAUCUCAUCGAGGCCGGGGAGCCGGAUGGAGGCGGUCUGAAGGAAAUGGAUGAGAAACUCAAGACUCGUGUGGAGAAUCUGAAGGAUAUGGUGCUCUAUCGCUUCGGCAGCACGGGGGUGAAUCUGGUGCUUACGCGCGCGGCGGAGGUGCUGGGAUUGGUUCCUGUGUUUCCGGUGAGGAAUAUUGGGACUUUUGGGAGUGGGGAGGCGGGUGGGGGGGAGAGGGCGCCGGUGUUUAGGGAUUGUGUGCUUGUGAGUAAGGGGAGUACGGUGGGGGAUGUGUAUAGGAGGGUUAUGGGGGAUGCGCCGAUGGCGUUUGUGGAGACGGUUGGGGGGUUGAGGGUUGGGGAGGAUGAGGUUGUGGGGGUGGGGAGGAAUGAUAUAUUAUCCUUCAAGGUCGGACGAGCAUGA